CGGAAGUGGCCGGGCCCUUGCCGGAGGGACCAGGCAGAACGGAAGUCACUCUGUGAGAUAGUGGCGACAGCGGCGGCGAAAGGAUGAACAACAAGUUCGACGCCUUGAAAGAUGAUGACAGUGGGGACCACGAUCAGAAUGAAGAAAACAGCACACAGAAAGAUGGUGAGAAGGAAAAAACGGAGCGAGACAAGAGCCAGAGCAGUAGCAAGAGGAAGGCUGUUGUUCCUGGACCAGCAGAGCAUCCCCUGCAGUACAACUAUACAUUCUGGUACUCCAGGAGGACCCCAGGCCGUCCCACCAGCUCUCAGAGCUAUGAACAGAAUAUCAAGCAGAUUGGCACCUUUGCCUCUGUGGAGCAGUUCUGGAGGUUUUAUAGCCACAUGGUACGUCCCGGGGACCUGACAGGCCACAGUGACUUCCAUCUCUUCAAAGAAGGAAUUAAACCCAUGUGGGAGGAUGAUGCAAAUAAAAAUGGUGGCAAGUGGAUUAUCCGGCUGCGGAAGGGCUUGGCCUCUCGUUGCUGGGAGAAUCUCAUCCUGGCCAUGCUGGGAGAACAGUUCAUGGUUGGGGAGGAGAUCUGUGGGGCUGUGGUCUCUGUCCGCUUUCAGGAGGACAUUAUUUCCAUAUGGAAUAAGACUGCCAGCGACCAAGCAACCACAGCCCGAAUCCGGGAUACGCUUCGGCGCGUGCUUAACCUACCUCCCAACACCAUUAUGGAAUACAAAACUCACACCGACAGCAUCAAGGACAAUUCAAGCUUUCGAAAUACAAAAAUCACAUUGUGAAAGUACACAAGCUGGCAAUAAUCCUUUUCUGUUUGUGUGUGUUUGUCCGAAAUGGAUGGAAGGCCUCUGCCAGUCCUUCCGUCUACCCGCUGAAGGGACGUCAGUGAGCCAUGUGCUCCCCUUUUGCACUCAUUCCUGGAGGACGGAUUCCGCUAGACACCCUCCAGCAUUGCUGACUUUAUAAAGCGGAGAAAUGGAAAACGUGACUUUGUAAUAGACAUUGUUUUUAGGGGCUUCUGGGAGGGGGGAGUGCAGCCUUUUAUUUUGCUGUGUGCUGUCCAGACGCCUUCCAGGCCCUCUGUUGCGCUCCUCUCCUGCUGUGCAAAGGGCUCUGUAACCACGUGGACAGGCCGGAGCUGUGGAUGAGCAUUAUCAGUAUUAUGAAUACCUGUGCAUCGAGGAACAGCUUCUGCAGAGUUCCAGAGUAACCGAAUGCCUCUACCAGCUCUGCCACCAAGUUAUUGGGACCAUUUGUUUCAUCCUCUCCCCCAGGCCACCUCUCUCUGAAAAUGUGUUAUUGAUGUGAUGACUGCCCAGGAAUUUGUGUCCUCUCUCCUGCCUUAUGCUCUCCAGUUUCCCUCCUAUGGGGACUCUCUCCUCCUUAGGCACUGCUGCACUUAGAAUUAUAACCUGGUGGGAACGCUGGUUCCACUGGCAUGGCUUAGAGAGUAUGUCUUGGUAAGCUUGAGCAGAACCCAGUUUGAGGGAACUAGAUGAUAAUGUAGAUCCCAAGCGCAGGAUUUGGCGCUAAAGGCAGUGAUGGAAACAUUUUCCCCUAUGAGCAGGGUGUGUGUGCCAAGCCUGCUUCUAUGGGUUCUUGUAUGCCCCUCACUGAGGAAGGGAAGUGACAGCUGGCUAUUGCCAGGUAUUAACAUUUAGUGUGUAUAUUCUACAACCCUGGAGAAAGGGUGAAUGAUUUUUUUUUUUUUUGCAUGGCUGUGCCUGUCUGUGGUGGUUGGAGAACCCUCCUUUCAGUCCUUAUCACUGGGUAUGUAUGUAGCAGACGUGUGCUAACGCAUGAUGCCCACACAGAGCUGGCGAAGGCCACUGCAGGUAUGCUUCUAAAACAACCAGUCCCUCAUCAGAGAAGGUAUGUGAUGUGACCCAGAAGGACCGAAGCCAGAGAGGUCAAAAGAACACCUAGGAUUCAAGUAAGUAAUGAGCAGGAGUCUUCCCACAGCCUCCGAGCAGCACUGUCUUACUUGGCUCUUGUGAGCAGAGAUCACAGUACCUUAAAUUAAGGCCUCUCCUUAAAAUGUAUCCUUGAAGCCUGAGGGAUCCUUGCCACUUGGUCUUAGGAAUUAUAUGAGAGUAACAGGUAUUCCCUUAUUGUAUUUAUCUUACUCUCGUCCCACUUUCCAACUCCUGACCCCCUCAAAUCACCACUGGGGAUGCUUCCUGAAAACAGAGGAGUACAAGGGCCAAGAGGGAGGUGCUUCCAUUACAAAUGAAGUUAGAUCCAAGAAGAAGAUCUCAUAGUGAUUGAAACUCCAGGAAUAUGAAGAAUGCAUUCUGCUGUACAGACAAUUGUGAAGGGCUCAAGCAAAGCCAGAAGCAACAUUGGCUCUAGUGGGGAACAAAGGCUGCCUCUGGAGAUUUGAAUAGACCCCAGGAGGUCUUCACUUUUGCCUAAGCUCAGAUUGCCAUGUAAAUUCCAAAGAGAGCAGACAUUUGGAUUUGCCUGCCUUUGGGCAUCUACUUGAUUGUUGUGUGCAUGUGGGUGUGUGAGGACGUGGACAGUGUGUUUUAUGAGUGGGAGUUUGUGAGGCCUAGUGCUUAGGUAUAUUGUCCAUAGAUUAGCCAUUUUCUUUUUUGUUGUUGUUGUUGUUGGGGUUUUUUUUGUUUGUUUUAAGAUUUUUUUUAAUCUCCUUUGUUUUCUAGAGCUGCUCAUAUUUCCCCUUCCUUUGGUCAUUGUAGUAUUUGACAGUUAUUUUUUUCCCAUCAAAAAUAUGCUGACCUUAUGUUGGUUAGAACAGGCUCAUCCCUGUUAGGCAGCAUCUUGCCCCAGGGUUCUCUCAGAUAUUCUGCCUAACAGCAUAAGUGAUGGCUUGAAUAGUCAGUUUAUCCACAUGACCCUUUUUUCCAAACUAGCUUGAGAGGUCUCUCCAUUUAUUUUGACUCCACAGGCCUCUGAUAUGCCAAGAUGUGACACGGUUAUGGUUUUUGGUCACGGCGUCACCUGUUCUAGAGGGAAUAAAGGUCUGCCAGGGCUAACAUGACCAGCAGGCUAGGUUGCCACUGGAGAAAAGGGAGUCACAGUUGGGGCAGCUCUGUCCAACCCCUUUUCUGGGGCUUCUCUUUGAAAUUGGCUCUUACUCCUCUCCAGUGCCCUUCUCUUUGUACCCUUCUGUUCAUGUGUGUGUGUUUUCCCUGUGACACUGGCAGUGGCAAUGAUUUUCCACCCAAAGAGAAGCUCAUGGCCCACAGAGCUCCAAGAGUGAACUUCCAAAUACUUGCCAGUGAGGAAGGAGCAGCGGCUGUGACCGGGGAUGUGGUGUUGCACUUUCAGAGCAGUUGUCUGCCGCGGUAAUAAAUGGAAAUACCAGCAAGAACCA
This is a messenger RNA of Marmota flaviventris (yellow-bellied marmot), 3343 nucleotides long. RefSeq names its product eukaryotic translation initiation factor 4E family member 2 (gene Eif4e2). Gene Ontology annotation, cellular component: cytoplasm; eukaryotic translation initiation factor 4F complex. Gene Ontology annotation, biological process: translational initiation. Gene Ontology annotation, molecular function: translation initiation factor activity; RNA 7-methylguanosine cap binding. The record is from RefSeq and is a predicted model, not a curated record. Lineage: Eukaryota; Metazoa; Chordata; Mammalia; Rodentia; Sciuridae.